Puntigrus tetrazona (Sumatra barb) is the source of this 1020-nucleotide messenger RNA. RefSeq names its product trace amine-associated receptor 4-like. Gene Ontology annotation, biological process: G protein-coupled receptor signaling pathway. Gene Ontology annotation, cellular component: membrane. The transcript has a single exon. The record is from RefSeq and is a predicted model, not a curated record. Lineage: Eukaryota; Metazoa; Chordata; Actinopteri; Cypriniformes; Cyprinidae. Gene Ontology annotation, molecular function: trace-amine receptor activity. Bases 1 to 1020 code for a protein of 339 amino acids.
AUGAUGACUUCUAAUGAAACCGACGCUCAAAUUGUUUUUCUCUGCUAUCCACUCCGGCCAGACUCCUGUCUGAAAAUAUCACGUUAUGUUGUGGUUAAAGUGGCAAUGUAUGCUUUCUUGGUGCUGAUGAUCCUCACAACAGUUUUUGGGAACCUGCUGAUCAUCAUCUCCAUCUCUCACUUCAAACAGCUUCAGUCUCCAACUCAUCUGAUCGUUCGCUCUCUGGCUGCUAGUGACUGUCUGCUGGGCUCUUUGGUCAUGCCGUACAGCAUGGUGCGAUCUGUUGAAGGCUGCUGGUAUCUGGGAGAUGUUGUGUGUAAAGUGCAUUCUAGUUUAGACAUGAGCUUCUGUAUCUCCUCCUUACUGCAUCUCAGUUUAAUAUCUGUUGACAGGUACAUGGCCAUUUGUGACCCUCUGAGAUACAGAAUGAGGGUCACAAGCAACACUGUGACUACAUUUACUACCUUCAUAUGGCUGUUUUCAUUUGUGUACAGUUUUUCUGUUGUGUUUUCAGGGAUAAAUGCAGUUGGACUUGAGAUGCUGAUACUGCAGACUCAUUGUGUGGGAAGCUGUGUUUUGUUUUUUAACAAGCAGUGGGGUCUUAUAUGUCCAGUUCUUACAUUUUUUCUUCCUGGGAUGAUCAUGAGCUCUCUGUAUGUAAAAAUCUUCCAUGUUGCACGGAAACAUGCAAAGGUUAUGUCAGAAAGAGUGACUGGAGAGAUGAAGAGUCAAAGCUCUGCUCACAGAGAGAGAAAAGCAGCUAAAACUCUGGCUAUUGUCAUGGGUGUUUUUUUGUUUUGCUGGAUGCCGUAUUUUACUGUUACUGUUCUUGACCCUUUUCUCAAUUUUAUGACCCCAGCUGAUGUUUUUGAUGCUUUGGUUUGGUUUGCAUACCUGAACUCCACUUGUAACCCACUGAUUUAUGGUUUUUUCUACCCUUGUUUUCAGAAUGCUUUUAAGAUUCUUAUAUCCACUUAUGUCUGUUGCAUCAGUGAUUCAAACACCAUGAUAUCAGAUUGA